UGCGUCAUAUUUAGACAAUAUUAAAAAUUUGGUAAAAAUUAAAAGCAAUCAUAUAAUGAGCCCCUCUCAAUACUUUAGGUGGGCCGGACACAUAUUAGGGUGGACCAGACACACCCUGGCCCUCCUUUAGCCAAGUGCCUUCCUACCUACCAUAUACAUUAGGACAUAAUGUAAUUUAUAUUCAUCAAAUGUAAAGAAUUUAUAAAACUAUACAUUAUAAUAUACCUAAUAGUAUAUUAAUAUAUACCUUUUAAAUCAAAAGAGAUCUUCUAGCUCCUACAUUUUACAUUUUACAUUUACAUUUUACAAUUUGAAGUUAUGAUAACGUUCUUUUAUGAUAAGCCAGCCAAAUGCCUUACUGCGGGAAAGCCCUCGUUUUAUGGGCCCAUUUAAAAUAGAUAACAAUGUUGAUAAAACAUUAGUGAUAGUAAAACAGAAUAUUUAGAUAAAUGAUAAACAUGAAAAAUAUUUUUGUAUUACAACUUACCAGACGAAGUGAAUAAAUUCUUAAAAAUUAAUAGUAUAUGUUCUAAGAUUUCUUAACAAAAUGUUGUCAUCACUUGUAAAAGAACAUCAAGCAAAACAAGCUGUCCGCAAAGAGAGUCAAGAUAUUAAAAGAAAAGAGGCGGUGGAUGCUGCUAAUGAACUGACAAAUGCUUUAGUCGAACAUCUUAACGUUGGUGUUGCACAAGCAUACCUCAAUCAAAAAAAAUUAGAUGCUGAAGCAAAACAAUUACAUCAGAGCGCAAUUGUUUUUUCCAAACAAACCUCUCAAUGGCUAUCACUUAUUGAUAAUUUUAAUUGUGCACUUAAGGAAUUGGGUGAUGUUGAAAACUGGACACGUACCAUUGAAAAUGACAUGCGUAACAUAACCACUACUCUAGAAUAUGCCUAUAAAGUUACACAAAAAUCAUAACUACUACAUUCCAUUAAAAGGAAAUUCUAGAAACCGAAGGCAAAGUUUGAGGUAUCGACAAUUUCAAGUUAAAUAAGUUCGAGUUAACCAAGCUUGAAUUUAUAUCGAAAUGGACAGAGAAAUAGUUUAAACAUGUAGCAAGAUAAAAAGAUU
Messenger RNA from Sipha flava (yellow sugarcane aphid), 1069 nucleotides. RefSeq names its product biogenesis of lysosome-related organelles complex 1 subunit 1 (gene Blos1). Gene Ontology annotation, biological process: endosomal transport. Bases 548 to 916 code for a protein of 122 amino acids. Gene Ontology annotation, cellular component: BLOC-1 complex. The transcript is spliced from 5 exons. The record is from RefSeq and is a predicted model, not a curated record. NCBI's taxonomy places the organism in Eukaryota, Metazoa, Arthropoda, Insecta, Hemiptera, Aphididae.